Messenger RNA from Arachis duranensis, 2346 nucleotides. RefSeq lists its product as uncharacterized. NCBI's taxonomy places the organism in Eukaryota, Viridiplantae, Streptophyta, Magnoliopsida, Fabales, Fabaceae. The coding region runs from base 791 to 1636 and encodes 281 amino acids. The transcript has 10 exons. The record is from RefSeq and is a predicted model, not a curated record.
UCCCUUUCCCUUUCCCUUUUCCCUUUCGAUGAAUCCCUAAUGCCCAAAUGCCAAAUCUGAGACUCUGACUCUCAGAGUCUGAGUGGAAACCUCCCUAACCCAGCCAGUCUCGGUGCUCUCUCCGUCUCUAGCUCGGCAGUUGGCACUCCCCCUCACCUCGUCAUUCUCUCGUCUCUCCCUUCACCUCGACAGUCGUCACACUCAGUCUCUCACGGCCUCACCUCAUCGCUCUCUCAGUUUUUCACCUCGUCCCCUCACCUCGGUCGUUGUCGCGGUCCCGUGCCCCGCGCUCGCUUCGCCGGCGGCAGAAGCAGACGGAACCGCAUCUGGUCCCUCGAGUGGUGGUGGUGGUCAUCGUCUUCUUGCUUCUCACGGUCUCUGUCUCGUACCUGGUCUCGAUCUCUCCCUUCCCUGCGCUCUUCGUUGCCGAGGCAACAGAUCCCGGUGGGCUGGUCUUCGUUAUCGUCUUCUUGCUUCGAACCUUGCCGUCAGCUUCUCCCUCGCCAUCAGCUUCUCCUUCGCCGUCAACUUCCUUCGUGCAACCCGAUUUGAAUUGGACUCCUUAUCAACUGGUGUAGGAAGCAAAUUGAAGCCAUGUACCAAGUUUUUCAGCACCUCCCAGGAAUUAUAUCCUGUCUUGAUGUCUUCUCUGAGUAAAACCUCUUUUGGCAAGUCCUCAAUAUCCAAACCCAAGCUCUAACCUCUAUUCUCUACUUCCAAGACACUGAUUUGAGCAUCAGGAUCCGGUUUUAAGAGCAAACCCACCUGUAAAAAUCAGUUCUUUCUUCCCAUGAAUUCUGUUUCUAUAGGUUCCUUCCACCCCAUAACCCCACCACUAUGCAAAUUCCACCAAAACCUUCAAUUGAAGCACCAACAAGAUUAUCUCUGUGGCAGUGCUUUCAAAUUUUCAUCAAAUUCCCUAAAAUCAAAACCCAUUAAGCCUAUUUCAACUUUGCUGCAAGCCACUGAGUCAGACACAGAUGCCCAAGUUUCAAUCCCUGAGGGUUCUGCAUCCGUUGUUUACAUUGAAGAAGUUGUUGAAAAGGACUGGUCUAUACUUGAUUCUGUUGAGUCAAAUUCUAAUGUAGAAUUCAAGAGAAGCAUUGAACGUAUUGUAUCUGCUGGGAAUGUUGAAGAGGGUUCAAGGGUCUUAGUUUCAACUGGGUCUGAAGAGUUUGUGGAUACAUUGGUGGGUUUGUGUAAGUCUCUUUUUGUGGUGCACGAUUCACUUCUGAUAUUGGCUCUUAUUAAAGAGAAAUAUGAUAAGGUUAAGUGUUGGCAAGGAGAGAUUGUGUAUGUUCCAGAGAAAUGGGCUCCUCUUGAUGUUGUUUUUCUCUAUUUUCUUCCUGCUUUGCCCUUCAAACUUGAUGAGAUUUUGGGGUCUUUGGCUAAGAAAUGUUCACCUGGUGGAAGUUGUUGGAGGAGUAAGAAUUGGAAUUGUUUGACUAACAACAAAGAUUCUUGCAAACUUGAUUGUGAUGGGAGGGGGCAUCUUGGCAAGAGCAGUUGUUUAGGCAUAUCGCCAAGCACUUACUACUGUGAUACCCCCCAAAUGAGCUUUAGUGGCUAUAUUGGAGCGAUUUCAUAUGGGAAGACAGCCGCUAAUAAUAAUAGCAGAGGCAGAGCUUUGUACUGAAGUUGGACUUGUUACCAGAGUUACUUGUAUACUCAAAACAUGAAGUGCCUGUUUGGUUCAUGUCCUCAGCUGGAGAAAAUGUGAAUUCCCACUCAAUUUUACACAAAGAUCCUCUCACGUAGAUUUUUACCUGGGUCCGGGAAAUCAUGCUUCUCUAUGUCAAUUGUAAACCAAAAGCAUUUGGUUGGGUUUCUUCUGUUUCUGGGAUUGAAGUAGGUACCGAUUUUCCUUUCACCAGUUUUUUGCUAUUGCUUUUGAACAAGCACUUGUUAAGGAGCUUUGCAUGAAAAAUUAACACAGCCAACUCUCGGAGGUGACAUGAGAUGGUAUAUACAUACACACACUUGGUACAUGUGUGAUUUUACUUGCAUUAUAUAUGUUAAUGAUGUACAUUGAAACACAUAAGAGAAAGGAUGGGUCUUUUAUAAAUAACGAGGCAUUAACUAUAGUGGAACAAAUUGAGCUGAAUAUGACACAGUCAAAUGUACAAUAUUAAAAGCGAGCCUACUACUCUCUUUGAUGCUAGGAGAUCAGUUGGUGAUAGCAACAGACACCCGAGGACAAAUAUUUGAGAUUUUUAUGUAAUUAGAUGAUAUUGAAAUAUGAAAGUUGUUUUAUUUUAUUUUACUUUUUAAAGAAAAACAGUAAUAGUUAUGUAGAACAAUACCAUAUGCAAUUAUGUUUGGAACUAUUGAUAUUGAGAAUUUUUU